Culex quinquefasciatus (southern house mosquito) is the source of this 4984-nucleotide messenger RNA. RefSeq names its product casein kinase I (gene gish). The coding region runs from base 954 to 2360 and encodes 468 amino acids. Lineage: Eukaryota; Metazoa; Arthropoda; Insecta; Diptera; Culicidae. Gene Ontology annotation, molecular function: ATP binding; protein serine/threonine kinase activity. Gene Ontology annotation, cellular component: nucleus; cytoplasm; plasma membrane. Gene Ontology annotation, biological process: peptidyl-serine phosphorylation; positive regulation of canonical Wnt signaling pathway; endocytosis. The transcript is spliced from 12 exons. The record is from RefSeq and is a predicted model, not a curated record.
ACAACCCCCCCAAACCUGGAUGUGUAAUUCUCCACUACAUCACUAGUGCGCGCGCGAAUCGUAAUCGGAGGGACCUCGCUGCACCCUAAUCACUGAUACCGCUGCGUUCCCCAACGGGGGGGUUGUCAGAAUCAGUGCUGCGCUACUGCAAGCAACGAGUGACAGUUCACGACGAAGCUUCCCCGAGAUAAGGUAGUCCACGCGAUUCGUCGCAGCUACUUCAUUCCAUCACCUGACGGUGAAAUCAAAUUAGUUGCAGCUGAAGUUUGGUACGGUUCGGUUCGGGUUUUCGGAAGUUUGUGGAAUGCCCGCGAUCGGCGUCCGCCCGGGGGUGUGUGAUUAGGAGAAAUUUGGUGCACUUUUCCACACUACUAGCCCAAGCUCUACGAAGAUUGUUGUGUGUGUUGUGACGGGAGAGGAAAAUUAAGAGGAAAAAAAAAAGGCUUUAAGCGAAAAAGAAGUGAUGGAGAUGAAGCUUUUCCACCAAAGUGGUGGCGACGACGACCUGUGAAAAGGAAAGGAAAAUUUAUCGGUCUCGGAAGAAACCGAAAAGGAAGAAACGGCCGCAGCAGGGUCGAUUUGUGGUUGUACGUAAUGGAGCGUUGGCUGCGCGCGUGAAAGAGUGUUGCGCGUUGCAUCCUCUGAAAAGUGUUUUGUGCAUUUCGCGGACAUCGAACGCACGCGAAAGUGGUUUUUUCAAGAAACCAGUUUGUGGGAAGGCUUUCGCACACAGCAACAAUAAUGUGCACGUUGAACAUUAACGCACCAAACACGGUUGAAAAGAGUGAAAACAGUCACGUUGUGGGAGAGUGGCACGUGGUGCAGAAGUAGCGGCACAACAAAUCAUUGGCGGCAGUGUUUUUUUUGGGUGAAGGCAAAUGUGCAGAAAAGAGCCUAUAAAAGACGGUUUGGGCGCUAAGAUAUUGUGCGAAAACUGAGCAGAACAUCGCGCUAUGAGACUCUACAUCUGUGGAGUUCCCGGUGCCGGAACGUCGACGACGGCCGGGGGCGGCGGCGGUGGUGGUGGCGGAGGCGGCGGUGGCACCACCCGGGGCGGCGGCAGCAGCAUGUACUCCGCACGCCACUCGGUCAGUUCGUCGUCCGGCGUCCUGAUGGUCGGCCCGAACUUUCGCGUCGGCAAGAAGAUCGGCUGCGGCAACUUUGGCGAGCUGAGGCUGGGGAAGAACCUCUACAACAAUGAACACGUAGCAAUAAAAAUGGAGCCAAUGAAAUCAAAAGCACCACAACUGCACUUAGAGUAUAGGUUUUACAAAUUGUUAGGAUCACAUGAUACACAGUCUCCUCCCGAGGGGAUCCCCCGUGUGUAUCACCUAGGUACGUGUGGUGGCCGUUACAAUGCAAUGGUACUAGAACUGUUGGGACCAUCGUUAGAAGACCUUUUUACGUUAUGUGGAAGGAAAUUCUCACUCAAGACUGUACUGAUGAUAGCUAAGCAACUACUCCACAGGAUCGAGUAUGUGCAUAGUCGUCAUUUAAUUUAUAGAGAUGUAAAACCAGAAAAUUUUCUAAUCGGUAGAAGUUCAAAUAAACGUGAUAAAAUUAUACAUAUAAUAGAUUUUGGUCUCGCCAAAGAGUAUAUUGACUUAGAUACGAAUAAACACAUACCAUAUCGAGAGCAUAAGUCGCUGACGGGCACGGCGCGGUACAUGUCGAUCAACACGCAUAUGGGCAAGGAGCAGUCCCGGCGCGACGACCUGGAGGCGCUCGGUCACAUGUUUAUGUAUUUCUUAAGAGGUUCACUGCCAUGGCAAGGUCUGAAAGCCGACACACUCAAAGAGCGAUACCAAAAAAUUGGUGACACGAAGCGGGCGACACCGAUCGAUGUACUGUGCGAAGGACACCCGGAGGAAUUUGCGAAAUACCUGCGCUACGUGCGGCGGCUAGACUUUUUUGAAACACCUGAUUACGACCACUUACGGAGAUUAUUUCAAGAUUUGUUCUAUUUUAAGGGUUACGUAGACGACGGUGAAUUCGACUGGACCGGAAAGACGAUGUCAACACCCGUUGGAUCGUUGCAGACCGGCCACGAAGUAGUUGUAUCACCAAACAGAGAAAGACACACACCUGUAAAUAAGCAGCAGACGAAUUCGAAGGGAGGUGUCGCCGCUUGGCCGGACGUGCCCAAACAGACUGGAACACUGGGCAACCUAACGCCGGCCGACCGACAUGGUUCAGUUCAGGUCGUAAGUUCAACCAACGGAGAACUGAAUGCCGAUGAUCCAACCGCCGGGCAUUCAAACACACCCAUCACGCAGCAGCCGGAAGUGGAACUGGUCGACGAAACAAAAUGUUGUUGUUUCUUUAAACGAAAGAAGAAGAAAUCGACCCGUCAGAAAUGACUAGAAGCAGUGCAAUGUAGUCCGGAACGUGAGGCUGUCAAGCUGCUACGUGCAACGUCACACUCCAACUCGCGCGACAGCGUGCUGAAUCCGAGUCAGGAUUACAUCCAGGCGUCGUCGCAGCAUACGAUCAGAUAUCCAUCCACCUCUGUACUGGCAACGACACCGAACGCCACCACGCCGACACUUCCAUUGUAAUUUAUUGCUAACUAUUAUUACACUAAUCCAGAUUAUUAAUUAAUUAAUUAUUAAAUUAUUUAUUAUAAUUUACCGCGCGGUGUUACAUCCCAAUCUACACAAAACAAACAAACAAACAAAAAAAUGUAUCAAACGAUCAAUACAAAUGCCGUGGUUUGGGGUGAAAAAAUGCGCCUUCCCGCAAAAUCUUCGCGACCCCACAUGCAAACAAAAAAUACGCUCUUUUGUCGCGUACCCCGGUUCUGCCCGUGCCACACCCAACCCAACCUCACACACGAAACAAAUCGCGUUGCCCGGAACAUCGUCGCCGCCGCCGCCGCCGUCGUCUUCAUCUCGUCGUCGUCGUCGUCGUUGUGUUGUUGUUGUGCGUCCAAAAUGUGCCACAAAUUACCCAAAAUCUAAUUCGAUUUCAACCGACCACCAAAAACACACGCACACACAACCCGCCACCUCCACCACCCAUCCUACCAACCAACCAAUCAACCAAAUCGAUGAGUAGUGACUUUGAUGAUGACAUCGAUUUCGAUCCUGAUGACCUUACGAUCCUGUUACACUUUUUCCGCAAGCUCUGAGACCGACUUCAAAACCUUCAUCCUGCUGACGAACCCACAACCUGUCUUUGAGAGAGAUAAGAAAAUGCCUUUCAGUAGUAGCUCUAGUACUCCACACCGACACAACACAAAUAUCAUCACUCUCAGCGAAUUUACUAGCAACUUCUACAACAAAUCUACUACUACCACCACUCGAACCACUGCUACAAAGUACAACAACUUACCACGAGCUAACCCUUCCUUUGUACCAACAACACACAUCAAAACACACACACACACCUUCUGAGAUACUGUUUUUUCCUUCUAGUACUACAAAGAUGUAGCAAAAAAAAAAAAAAAUAGUUUAAUAAAAAAAAGUCUACCAAUCCUCUCCUGAUUUCAGCAGCUUCUGCACCCUUCUUCCCUCUUUCUAUCUCCUGUGCAGAAACAUAGAUUAGCUUAGCGACCCCCGAUGGUUACAAUUACAGGGACUUUUACUGAAACAGAAAAAAAAAACAUAAUCACUUAGCUCCGCCUUCCUUUGAUUCAUGUGUGCUUACUCUCUACUCUCUUACCACACACUACCACCAACGGCGCUUCUUUGACUGAUUGUAGCAGGAAUCGAAAAGUCUCCACUCCAUCUUCCAAUUGGAAUGAUUUUUUUUGCUCGCAAAAUUACUCUCAAACUUUGCCGUAAAAAUUGUCGCGUGGUUUCGCUCAAAACCUGUCGUGCGGUACUAGGUUUCGGCUCAACGCAGUACUAGAACAUCCGACGCGUGGGGAGAGGAGCAAAAAGAAUUAAAAAAUGCAUUUACUUUGGGCGCGGCGUCGGCAAAUAAAAGGGGGGCGUGGUAUUCUAGUACUGCACACUCAGCGCGUUCGUAAGCCACGCCUACUGCGUAGCGGGCGCGUUCGCGAAAUUCACGUGUGUGUGAUUGUGUAACACGGUGUGCGUAAAUCGAAACCACAUACACACGCAGCAGCAGCAGCAACAGUCAACAAGUCAUUUUUUUUUUCGUUGUGCGUAACAGUAAAGAAUAAGUUAGAAAACAAAAAAAACAAACACGUUUGGCUACAAACUGCAACCACACGGAAACUUUGUAGAGGGUUGAAAAAGAACGAAUGCGAUGAAUAGUUGGAAAACAAAAAAAAAAACUACAAACACACACACACACACAAUGAACAUAUGAGAAUGAACAAAAGUGGAAGCGCUAUUUUCUGAACGGCAGCCCAUUGUUUUCUGUUUUUAAGUUUCGUUUGAAUGUUAUGUUCGAUGCGAUGUGAACAAAAAGAUUUAAAGCAAACACUAGUUAUCGUUUUCUUUUUCGGUUUUUUCCCUUCUUUUCACAAAGAACGUAGUACUAGUUUAUCGACGGAGCAGUAAUAGAGGUGUGUACGGAGAAAGUGAUCAACUGUCAGGCGGAUGGAGGAGGAGGAGUAGUAGUAGUAGACGCGAACACAAACAAACGCGCGCACGCGUGUUUGAGCUGAUUAUUUGUUUUUAAGUGAGCGUGCGUUCGUCUCGGCGAAAUGUCAUGUUGUUUGCAGAGAGAAUGUGAAAGAUGGAGAGAAACUAGUUAGAAGAAGAAAGAGAGAAAGCGGGCGAAAAACACUCUGUUGAUUUUUUUUCUUUUUUUUUCGUUCUUUUUCGUUUAAUCUAAUUGUGAUAUACAUAGUUUCUUUUGUAUAGUGUAUAUUUUUACUGCGUAUCUGAUAAGUGUAUUUAAGUCAGCAAAAACAACUACUAGACUAGCGAAAACAGAAGUGAAAGAAAAUAAGCGUUUAAGAGAUAGAGCGGAGAAUGCAAGAUGAAACAUAGAAGAAGCAGAAGAAGAAGAAAAUAACAAUUGAGAAAUGUGAAAAUAAUAAAAACGACUGUAGUAGCUAAUUAUUAUA